AUGACAGAAGAGUUGCAAUCAAGGAGUUCCACCCCGCCUUUUCAGCUUAAUAUCCAUGAAUGGAUUGAAAGCCAACAAAGUGCACAUGGAGUGCGUCAUGAUGAUUACGCACAAUACCACGGGUAUUGCACUCGCCGCUUAUCACGGUUGAGUCACCAUCCAGAUGUGAAAAAACAUUUAGUCUGUUCCUCGAAGUUUGCCUCGGAUAAAUCUGCCGCCAAAGGCCGUGGUCGACAUGCUUACUGUUCGCGUCAAAAUGACACCUUUGCCAACAAUGAAGAGACAGGGAAAGUUGAGGUUCCUCACAGUUCCAUUUUGUGGUAUUUGGUGGUGUUGGCGGAACGAUCCUGGGCCCAUGCUAACAUGUUACAAAAGCAAAAGAAGCAAAGGCAAAAUGUACUGCGUAAGCUCAAGAAGGCAACAUUGUGGGCCAAGAAGCUCGAAGAAAUUGCCAAAGAUUGCACAGAUAGUUUGACGCAACAAGAAUGCCAGGCCUACGCCAGUUGGAUGGUUGCCAACUUGGCGUUGGAAAAGAUGGACUAUCAAAUGGCCAGUCAAGAAUAUGCCAAUGCCAUGUCAAAAUGCCAUGCACUCAGCAAACAAGUUCCACAAUUGGUCGAAGAGCGACGAGGAGGUGAAGCAGAAACCCAAAAGGCCGCAAAACUUCUUGAGCGCCAGGAUCUUUUUGUCAAUCGAGCGGAUACCCUAUUGAGACCACUUUUUCGUUACAGCCAGUAUGAGUUGAAGCAGGCAGGAUUGCCGACUAUGGACGAACCUCAACUAGAUAUUACAGCGGUGAGCAACAAUGCCAAGAAAUCGGCAGAAGAUAUAGCUAUUGAAUUUCGUGGACAAGACCUUGUUUUGGAUAGUAAAGACCUGCGUGUUUUGCUUUUGAAGUUGCAAUCCAUGCAGCAAGAAAAGGCCGCAAGCGAAUCGGAGGAAGAAAAGGUCGCUGAAAGCAACGAGGGAUCAUUCUUGGAAAUUUUGUCUGUCUUGGACGACGCAUUGGAUGUAGUCCAGAACGUGUUGAGUAGCUUUGAACAGGCCAACUCUGGACCAGCGGUUCAGGCAAAACGAACUCAAUACCUGCAAUGGAAGGGAUACUUGCAGUAUGAAAAGACAAGGCGUGUCAUGAAUCAUACAGAAUUGCUUCUGAAGGAUAUCACUGGCCACGCAGAGCGGGUGCACGUGUACGAUGCCCUGCUGCAACAUUCUCAAUCACUUUUGAAUUUGCCACGGCCCCAAGCAGAUGGCAACUUUGCCGCAGAAGAAGAAGAGGAUGAAUUCAGCUUGCAAGUUCAGGCAAAUGUUCUUCGUCUGAGAGCAUUGAAAUCAUAUCACAUGGCUUGGUAUUACUAUGAAAAACCACGAAAGUACGAUCAUGCUUUCGCAUUGAUUCAACAAUCUAGUAAGUUAAUGAGACGAGCACAAGAAGAAAUCGCUGCAUGUGAUGAAGAUAUGCCUCGAUCGGAUGAAUAUCUACAAGAGUUGGAUGAUCUACCCUUUCAUAGUACCAUAGCUACUAUCCAAGCCGCGAUGUACUUGCAACAAACACGUAGCCGAGGAAAGUCGGGAGCUGCAAUUGAGACAGAUAGGCCGUUGUUGCUGCGUCUGAAUGAAAAUGAUUCCGGAACUGUCCUUGCCGCACUGACUCCGAUCCCAAUUCCUUGCAAACUUGGCUUCUUCGACCUUGCGUACACCUAUGCCAUGGAUUCGACGGAUUGCAUCGACGAGGUUCAAAAAUACCUUGACAUUCAUACUGUCGAGGAUAAUGAUGACAACGAGGACAGUCCGUCUGCAUCGUCUGGUGGUUGGUUGGGCUGGCUUUCUGGUUAG
Molecule: messenger RNA, 1836 nt
Organism: Cylindrotheca closterium
Lineage: Eukaryota; Bacillariophyta; Bacillariophyceae; Bacillariales; Bacillariaceae
Source: the annotation of a GenBank genome assembly